This is a messenger RNA of Momordica charantia (bitter melon), 1377 nucleotides long. RefSeq lists its product as uncharacterized. Gene Ontology annotation, molecular function: catalytic activity. Lineage: Eukaryota; Viridiplantae; Streptophyta; Magnoliopsida; Cucurbitales; Cucurbitaceae. The record is from RefSeq and is a predicted model, not a curated record.
CCGUCUCCAACUCAUCCCUGGCGUCUUCCCAAAUUUCCAUAUCAGUUGACGUCUUCACAGAGUAACCGUCCUCUGGUUUUUCCGCUUAUAACCACCACCACCCUUCACCUCCAUUUCCCAUAAUCAUUUUCAAGAUUCCAACUUGAUUCUGUUCUUCAACAGGGUUUUUUUUUUUUCGAUUCAAGUUUCAAAAUGGUCCGGUGUUGUUUAAGCUACGGAUCUAUCAUGGAGGCGUGGUACCGCUCCUAUUUCUCCAGAGUGGGUCUCAAAUCCGCCACCACAGAUCUCGGCGACGGCACCGUCAUGCACUGCUGGAUCCCCAAAACCCCCAAAGAAACUAACCCCAAUUUGGUUCUGAUCCACGGCAUGGGAGCAAACGCAAUGUGGCAGUGGAACAAGUUCGUCCGCCCACUCAUCGCCCACUUCAACAUCUACGUCCCGGACUUGGUCUUCUUUGGGGAAUCCUACACCGCCCUUUCUGAUCGCUCCGAGGCAUUUCAGGCCCGCUGCGUAAUGGGGGUUUUGGAUGCGCAUGGUGUACGGACUACAAACGCUGUGGGGAUUAGCUAUGGUGGGUUUGUGGCGUAUAGCAUGGCGGCGCAGUUUCCUGAUAGAAUGGAGAAGUUGGUGCUUUGUUGUACUGGGGUUUGCUUGGAAGAUAAAGAUAUGGAAGAUGGGAUGUUUCAGGUGAAGUCAGUGGAGGAGGCCGUGAGCGUAUUGCUUCCUCAAACGCCGGAGAAGUUGAAGGAAAUGAUACGUAUUGCGUUUUUUAAGCCUAUUAGAAUUGGGCCCUCUUGCUUGGUUAACGAUCUUAUCGAUUCACUGUGUACCGAGUACCGUGAGCAAAAGAAGGAACUGAUUCAAGCAUUACACAAGGGAAGGAAAUUCUCUAAUCUUCCCAAGAUUACUCAGCCUACACUUAUAAUGUGGGGAGAGAAUGACUUGGUAUUCCCCAUGGAAUUGGCACACAGACUAAAAAGCCACAUAGGUGAUGGUGCGGAACUGGUGGUUAUAGAGAAAGCAGGACAUGCUUUAAAUGUAGAGAAGCCCAGGGAGAUGAAGAAGCUUAUCCAGUGUUUCCUGGUUGGUGCUCCCCCUCCAUCCAUGGCAAAAAGACACCACGAAAAUGGCCUCAAAUCUGAGUGACAAAAUUUGUAUAGAAAUUGAAAAUGACAUCUUUCCCAGAGCUCCCAAUUUCCCUGCUUCAUGGUGGCGUUCAGCUGCCUCUGCUUUUAUGUUAUGAAAUUGAUGUAUAUUUCCAACUUGUAAUUAAUGUAAAGUAAUGGAAUUCUAUAAUAGUGAUAAUGUGAGGUACUGAGUCAAGAUUCUAGUGUUGUUUACGAAAAUAACAUUACUUUUCAGGCAUGGAUUGAUAUC